AGCGGCCAUCAAAUAAACCACUACAGCCUUUUCAAGAAUUGAAACUGUGCUACAUCGCCAUGUCUUAUUACACAUACAGGGGUCUGCUCUCUAAGAUAGGCCGACAACUCAGUCAGCAUGAUCAUCAACAGUUACUCGAGACGUGUGGAUUAGACGACGAGGCUGAUAACAUACCAGACGCCCGUUCAUUACUGAAAAGACUAGAAGGAAAGAAUCACUUGGGAAUUGACCGACUUGGAGUUUUGAAGGAAGUCUUGAAGAAUUUCGCAGAGUUCACUCUGUUGGAAAAACUUAUGGAGUUCGAGAAGGAAAGGAAAGGAUGCAAAAACUUACUUGCAAAGAUAAGCGAUGCACUCGAUAGCGACGAACGCAAUCAUCUGGAACAACUCAAGGAUAUUUGCCGUAGAAGACAGACAUCGUUGGAGCUUGAUGAGAGUAUUUCCAAUGUUCGAACAUUGUUCGAAGAACUGGAGAAACAUGAAAGUUUGGACUUUUGUGCACUUGACUUUCUAAAAGAGAUUUUGACAGAAAUAGAGAAGGAGGACUUGGUGAAAGAGAUCGAGGAGUAUGAGCAGCGACGAAAUAAGAACGAUAGAGCAGAAAUAAGAAAAGCGAAAUUUUACUCUUUGGGCAAAGUUGUGACCGAUAAGGUGGCGCAAGUACUGAACAUGAAGACAGUGUGUAGAGUUGCAGCAGCGGGAAUAACCUUACUCUCUGUCCGUGAGAUUUUGACUCGCUGGUCAACUUAUGAUCAGUUAGUCACCAGCUUCCAGGGUUGUGUGCUUCCUGCUGGUUCAAAAUUGAUUGAAGUGGGUCAAGGGUGCGUAUGCUUUACAAUUCAGGUCGACAAUCUCAUGGGGCUUACUGCUUUGUGGAACAUGUACGAGGAUGGCACGCUCAAGGAACGUUUAUUCGACUUUUUUGUGACUGAUGAAAUGAAGACCCGUGCCGGUGGUGAAGAGAAUGUGGAAUUGACUGUGACGAUUGAAAAAGAAGAAUAUGAGAAAGCUUACUUUGAGCUUGCUCAAGAAGCUUACGGUAACCAGAAGCGACCUCCGGAACGAGGUGUUCGUAGGCACUCCGACUCAGUGUUAUCCCUCCCACCCAGAACAGAUGAAAAUUCUCUGAUAACAAUAGCACAACUUAAGAACCAAGUCAAGUCUCUGGAGGAAAGAAUAGAAGCUGUAGAGACUCAAAUGGUUCCAUUUGAGAAAGGUCCUGCGAAGGUGCCAGGAAGAAAAUGUGAACACUCUGAUUCAGUGAUAUCAACAACGCCGAACGAGGAUGAAACAUUGCAAGUAAAAGUGAAAAGACUCGAGAAUGAUGUCCAACUUCUAAAGGAGAGAGUGGAGAAUCAAGAGACACAAACGACCAGACUUCCACUUGAGUUUUUGGAGACAAGGAUGGGCACGGAAAUAAUUCCAACAGAGGAAGUUCAGAAUGCCAGUUACGAAAGGCUCGCAGACAAGCCACGGGGUAUUGACGAACACAAAUGGAAUUUUACCAAAAUGUACGUGGAAAGUCUACAGUUUGAGACGAAAAGUUUAAUGUCUGAAGCAUCUGACAGCGGUAUGGGAACUGAAGGAGCACCAUCUGAAUUUGACGUGGAUAUCGGUGAUAAACGUGACACUCAAACGGUAGCAGGCGACGAUUGGAACUCACUGUCAUCAGCUGUGCAGACUGGCAACUUUGCCAUCAUCGAGAAUAUGUUGUCACGUGGCCUGGAUAUCAACACAAAAAAUAAUGAUGGUAAUACGGCUUUGAUUUUAGCUGUUUCUAGUGGCAAAAUAGAUGCCGUAAAUUACCUCUUAGAGAAAGGAGCUGAUCCCUUUAUUGUAGGCCACUCUGGCAUUACUCCACUGCACGCAGCCUCAAAGGAUGAUAAUGUUAACAUCAUCGAGACACUAAUGUCACGUGGCCUAGAGAUUGAUAUAAAAGAUAAUGGAGGAGCUACACCAUUGAUGUUGGCUGCAUUGUCUGGCAAGAUUGAAGCUGUAAAUUAUCUUUUAGACAAUGGAGCCGAUCCCUCUAUUACAAACCAGUCAGGAAGAAAUUCACUGCACGCCGCUUCACAGGGUGGUAAUGUCGCAAUCAUCGAGACACUAAUGUCACGUGGUCUAGAGAUCGAUAUAAAAGAUAAUAGAGGAGAUACACCAUUGAUGUUGGCUGCAGCUUUUGGCAAGAUUGAAGCUGUAAAUUAUCUUUUAGACAAUGGAGCCGAUCCCUGUAUUACAAACCAGUCAGGAAGAAAUUCACUGCACACCGCUUCAGUGGGUGGUAAUGUCACAAUCAUCGAGACACUAAUGUCACGUGGUCUAGAGAUCGAUAUAAAAGAUAAUAGAGGAGAUACACCAUUGAUGUUGGCUGCAGCGUUUGGCAAGAUUGAAGCUGUAACUUAUCUUUUAGACAAUGGAGCCGAUCCCUCUAUUACAAACCAGUUAGGAAUAAAUUCACUGCACGCCGCUUCAGGGGGUCGUAAUGUCGCAAUCAUCGAGACGCUAAUGUCACGUGGUCUAGAGAUCGAUAUAAAAGAUAAUAGAGGAGAUACACCAUUGAUGUUGGCUGCAUUGUCUGGCAAGAUUGAAGCUGUAAAUUAUCUUUUAGACAAUGGAGCCGAUCCCUGUAUUAGAGACCAGUUAGGAAGAAAUUCACUGCACGCCGCUUCAGAGGGUGGUAAUGUCACAAUCAUCGAGACACUAAUGUCACGUGGUCUAGAGAUCGAUAUAAAAGAUAAUAGAGGAGAUACACCAUUGAUGUUGGCUGCAGCUUGUGGCAAGAUUGAAGCUGUAAAUUAUCUUUUAGACAAUGGAGCCGAUCCCUCUAUUACAAACCAGUUAGGAAGAAAUUCACUGCACGCCGCUUCAAAGGGUGGUAAUGUCGCAAUCAUCGAGACACUAAUGUCACGUGGUCUAGAGAUCGAUAUAAAAGAUAAUAGAGGAGAUACACCAUUGAUGUUGGCUGCAGCUUGUGGCAAGAUUGAAGCUGUAAAUUAUCUUUUAGACAAUGGAGCCGAUCCCUGUAUUAGAGACCAGUUAGGAAGAAAUUUACUGCACGCCGCUUCAGAGGGUGGUAAUGUCACCGUCAUCGAGACACUAAUGUCACGUGGUCUAGAUGUCGAUUCAAAAGAUAGUGGAGGAAGUACACCAUUGAUGUGGGCUGCAGCUUGUGACAAGAUUGAAGCUGUAAAUUAUCUUUUAGACAAUGGAGCCGAUCCCUGUAUUAGAGACCAGUUAGGAAGAAAUUUACUGCACGCCGCUUCAGAGGGUGGUAAUGUCACAAUCAUCGAGACACUAAUGUCACGUGGUCUAGAGAUCGAUAUAAAAGAUAAUAGAGGAGUUACACCAUUGAAAUUGGCUGUAGGUUUUGGCAAGAUUGAAGCUGUAAAUUAUCUUUUAGACAAUGGAGCCGAUCCCUCUAUUACAAACCAGUUAGGAAGAAAUUCACUGCACGCCGCUUCAGAGGGUGGUAAUGUCGCAAUCAUCGAGACACUAAUGUCACGUGGUCUAGAGAUCGAUAUAAAAGAUAAUAGAGGACAUACACCAUUGAUGUUGGCUGCAGCGUUUGGCAAGAUUGAAGCUGUAAAUUAUCUUUUAGACAAAGGAGCCGAUCCCUAUAUUAGAGACCAGUCAGGAAGAAAUUUACUGCAUGCCGCUUCAACGGGCGGUAAUGUCGCAAUCAUCACAAAAAUGCUGUCACUUGGUUUGGAUGUUAAUUCAAAAGAUAUUAGAGGUCACACACCGUUAAAAAUCGCAAAAAAAUUUGGUAAAACUGAGGCCGUAACCUUCCUACUUAGCAAGGGAGGACAUUAGUUUUUAUUUCUUACUGCUCCUUUUAAAGGCUUUAAACGACUACCGCUUGUCACUGCACGAGUGAUACCGGGAUGCAUGCUCACGAACUAUGAAUUUUGAAGUAACUGUCACUUUUACUUAAAUAAUAUUGACUGCAGUCACCAGAAAGCUGAGUCGUUACAGAAAUUUAAAGCCUUACUUAUAUUACCCGUUUUACAACAUUCUUUGCGAGAGAUUUUUGUCGAUUAGGCAAAGAUACAAAGCUUUCUUGGCGGAAAGUAUGUUCGUCAUUGAACAAGCGCUCAGUCAAGAUUACUUGGCGAACUAUUGGUGUUUUUUGUUUUCCUUUUUUUUCGCUUUUAAUUCGACUUGUAUGAUCUCGAGUGGCAAUAUUGAGCACAGUACUGGUGAACUACUUGUUUAUUAUACGGCCAGAAACGUUCUUUUUUUCGGAGAACAAAUGAUAACGCGAAGUCAGAAGAGUUGAUUGAUAAAAUAUAACCGUGAACAUAAUGAAUAUUGGAGUGUUUAUGGACUGAAACGUCGUUCAGGUCCAUAGUCACGAAAAGAAAUGAUUGAUAAAAUUUGACAAUAUUGAGUAAGACUGGAUAAAAACUAAUUCAUAAUACCGCGAGAGAAGGAACAAAUCUAGGCAGGCACAUCGAUUCCCUCUUUGAUUGUAUAAAAUAGAUCACCUGCACACGAUAUCAUCACAAAUUUAACAUAGCUUUACACCCUAACAUCACUAUUCAUAUUCUCCAUACUGUUCUCGAUACAUUUCCUGAGGUGCUGACAGGGAGAAUUAACUUAACGAUCCAGAGCUUCUGUAGUUGUUGAUCAUUUCCGUUAUUCUCAUGACCUUAAUAUGUGAUUCAAGGCUGAUAUUGUAAGGAGAAAUUAGAUGCUAGUCACUCUAAUGGGGUUAAAGGGUUAAGUUCAAAUGUUUCACCCUUCAGGCUUCUGUCAUCGAGUUGUAGUUUAUUUCAUUCAAUCAUAUAUUAACUCAAAUGUAGAGCUUUAACCCUUUCACUCCCAAGAUCUCAUCAGUAAUUCUCCUUACUGUCUGUCAUACAACUCUUUUGAUGUUAAUUUAGAGAAUUUGGUAUAAGAUCAACCAAAAUUUUCCUGUUUAUAUUUUUCUUUAUUCUCAUCACUUGUCUGGUUGAUAUUGUAUUGACACUGUAAGGAGAAAUUCCGUCUUGGUCACUUAUGGGAGUUAGAGGGUAAAAGAUGUCCCAUGGAGGAAACAAGAGCUCUUUCAAAAACCUCUUUAACCUGGUACUUUGGAACUUUGUAUAACGAGUGUUUUAUUAUUUUUAGUAAGAUGUGUAUUUUAAGAUGAGAACUACAGUACAGUACAGUACUAACAGGCCAUUACGUCAGUCAUUAAGGCUAUUAUAUCAUUGCGACUAUACUCUAUAUAUUUUUAUCGUUAUACAUUUAUGCAACUUAGGAGUGACAGAUGACCAUAUGCUUUGAUCAUCCGGAUGGAAGUAUUGCCAAAUCUUGACAUUGACAAUGCCUGUGGUUUCAAAGACAUGAACAGAAGUUCUCAUAACAGUCAAAUUAAAUGAGAAAUUGUAAGUUCAAUUCUGGUCCUUGAAAAGUGACAACUGUCAUUUGGAUGAUCACACCACAUGGCUGAAUGUUCUCCUUGGUUAGAUGAUUAUUAUUGGGUUUUUUUAGUGUUGUCUUAUGAUACGGCUGGGAGACUUUUCAGUUGUGAGACACUGUUUUAUUUGUAAUGAAUUGGUAACUUUGAAAAUGAAGUAGAUU
Molecule: messenger RNA, 5564 nt
Organism: Pocillopora verrucosa
Lineage: Eukaryota; Metazoa; Cnidaria; Anthozoa; Scleractinia; Pocilloporidae
Source: RefSeq, a predicted model, not a curated record